Molecule: messenger RNA, 489 nt
Organism: Alternaria postmessia
Lineage: Eukaryota; Fungi; Ascomycota; Dothideomycetes; Pleosporales; Pleosporaceae
Gene: VMA11
Product: v-type proton ATPase 16 kDa proteolipid subunit 2
Exons: 6
Coding region: 1-489 (162 amino acids)
Biological process (GO): proton transmembrane transport
Cellular component (GO): proton-transporting V-type ATPase, V0 domain
Molecular function (GO): proton-transporting ATPase activity, rotational mechanism
Source: RefSeq, a predicted model, not a curated record
AUGUCGUCAAACGAGCUCGCGCCCAGCUUCGCGCCAUUCUUUGGCAUGAGCGGAAUCGCGUUUGCUAUGAUCUUUGGAUGCGCGGGAGCUGCCUAUGGCACAGCCAAAGCAGGCAUCGGCAUCGCGGGUAUCGGAACAUACAGGCCAGACCUGAUUAUGAAGUCGCUCAUCCCCAUCGUCAUGUCCGGUAUCUUGGCCGUCUAUGCCCUCGUCAUAUCCGUCCUCAUCGCCAGCGACAUUAAGCCGCCGCCGGACAACACAUACUCGCUGUAUGCUGGAUUCAUGCACAUGGCUGCUGGCUUGUCAGUCGGAUUGUCAGGUUUGGCUGCAGGCUACGCGAUUGGAAUCGUGGGAGACGCUGGCGUGCGCUCUUUCAUGCGCCAAUCGAGGAUCUUCGUCGGCAUGGUCCUCAUCCUCAUUUUCGCUGAAGUUCUGGGUCUCUAUGGACUCAUUGUCGCUCUUAUCCUUAACACCCGCGCAAGUGGUUGA